Molecule: messenger RNA, 1602 nt
Organism: Penicillium olsonii
Lineage: Eukaryota; Fungi; Ascomycota; Eurotiomycetes; Eurotiales; Aspergillaceae
Source: the annotation of a GenBank genome assembly
AUGACUCCACCUUCCCCUUCACCUGUGCCUUCCGCAGUCUCCUCCGCCGCAGCUUCACAGCACUCGUAUGACCCUCGGGAUGGAGAUGCUGCGGUAGCAAGAGCCGUCGCGGGCAUGAACCUGUCCGCUCACGCGAACGGCCACGAUCUCCCUCCUCCAGCACUCUCCCCAGCUGGAAAACCCACCAAAGCAACAAUGGCCGCUCGUCUCACGCGCAUGUUCUCCAGUACGGGGAAAAACACACCAACCAGAGAAAAUAAUGAAGUCCACCGUGACCUAUCCGACAGCAGUUUAGAAAGCAUCCAGCACACCAACGGCAGGACCUCAAAGCCGUCUUCACGACCAGCAUCAAGACCUCCGUCGAGACCCCCCUCCCGAGGCGCAACCUCCCGCACCCCAUCUCGGAACCCGUCGCUGAAGAGCGAGCCCGUGGAUAAACCAGAUAAAAAGAAGAACGACGAUAAGAAGAAAGAUGGAGUCGCGCCGGUCCACAAGCGCUUCGAGAUUCUCCCCGAGGCCCUCGGGAAUCACUCGCAUCACUUGAGAAGCGCCAGGCGACAGGAGAAGUUGACGGACCUGCUGCGCGACAUGCUGGGUGGCCGCAAGAAGGACGAUCAGGUGGAUGAACAGCAGCUGUCACUGAUGUCGACCUGGAUCGAUCAGUUCAAGACCGAGCGAGAUAAGCUGGCGGCCGAUAAGAAGGGGGGUCCGAACGCCACGGCCUCGCUGGUCGACAAGUACGGCAAGUGCCAGGAGAUCGUGGGCCGCGGUGCGUUUGGUAUCGUCCGCAUCUCUCACAAGGUCGAUCCUCAAGACUCCAAGUGCGAGCAGCUGUAUGCCGUCAAGGAGUUCCGCCGUCGCCCCCAGGAAACCACCAAGAAGUAUCAAAAACGACUGACCUCGGAGUUCUGCAUCUCAUCCUCCCUCCGUCACCCGAACGUCAUCCACACCCUCGACCUUCUUCAAGAUGCCAAAGGUGAUUACUGUGAAGUCAUGGAAUAUUGCGCCGGAGGUGAUCUGUAUACCCUGGUCCUGGCCGCCGGCAAGCUUGAGGUCGCCGAGGCGGAUUGCUUGUUCAAGCAACUCAUGCGCGGUGUAGAAUAUAUGCAUGAGAUGGGCGUGGCCCACCGUGAUCUCAAGCCCGAAAACCUCCUCCUCACCACCCACGGUGCCCUCAAGAUUACCGACUUCGGCAACGGCGAGUGCUUCCGCAUGGCCUGGGAGAAAGAAGCCCACAUGACCGCUGGACUCUGUGGUUCCGCGCCCUACAUCGCACCCGAGGAGUACGUUGAACGCGAAUUCGACCCCCGGGCUGUCGACCUGUGGGCGACAGGUGUGAUCUACAUGGCGAUGCGCACAGGUCGUCACCUCUGGCGUGUCGCCCGCAAGGACGAGGACGAGUUCUACCAGCGAUACCUUGACGGUCGCAAACACGAAGAUGGAUAUGCGCCCAUCGAGACUUUGCAUCGGGCACGUUGCCGCAACGUGAUUUAUUCCAUUCUGGACCCGAAUCCCUCGCGUCGCAUCAACGCUUCGCAGGUCCUCAAGUCUGAAUGGGUGCGCCAGAUCAAGCUCUGCAAGGCCGGUGAGGAAGGCUUCUGA